This is a messenger RNA of Anolis carolinensis (green anole), 2544 nucleotides long. RefSeq names its product myozenin 3 (gene myoz3). Gene Ontology annotation, cellular component: Z disc; actin cytoskeleton. The record is from RefSeq and is a predicted model, not a curated record. The transcript is spliced from 7 exons. NCBI's taxonomy places the organism in Eukaryota, Metazoa, Chordata, Lepidosauria, Squamata, Anolidae. Bases 207 to 1025 code for a protein of 272 amino acids. Gene Ontology annotation, molecular function: actin binding; telethonin binding; FATZ binding.
AUCUCAGCUGGGGACAGGAUCGGGGGAGCCGCAAGGUGGACAGGAUUCAGGGCAGCUGGAAAGCAACAGCUUGGAAUCUCUUGGGUGAGAAAAGGCACAGAGGAAACCAACACAGGGUUCUAAUCCCCACUUAGGAAGCACCUGCCAUUUCAAGACUGUGCAACUGGACUUUACUGCAGCCUGAUCAGGCUCAUACAGUUGGAAAAAUGUUUCCUGUUCCACGACUGGAUCUCAGGAGAGAGCAACACGCCCCAGUCUCAGCCAUUAUGAAAGAGAUCAGGGAAAAAUAUGGUCCAAAGCUAGACUUAGGGAAGAAGGUUAGCAUCCCUCAGGAUCUGAUGAUGGAGGAGCUCUCCUUACCUGUAAAUAGGGGGUCCCAGCUGUACCAGAAGAGGCAGAAAAGGGUGCAACAGUUUGUUCUGGAGCGUCCCACAGCGUACACAUUGACCUCAAUGAAAACAGUUGGAUCAGGAGGAGGUUCUAAUGCAAACUACAAUGAAGCAGGAGCAACGGAUGGCUCGAUGAGCAACCAUAACACAGAGGGGAAGGAGAAUGACCCAGAUGGCCUUCAAGCUUCAGUUUCAGGCAAGGGGGCACCACCAAAGGUACCACAGAAGACAAGCAAAGUCUUGAGGAUGAGCAAGGCCCUGAAUCCCAAUGCCAUCGCACCAGGUUAUUCUGGACCUCUAAAGGAGAUGCCCCCAGAGAAGUUCAACAGAACAGCCAUUCCCAAAGGCUACCAGUCUCCUUGGCGGGAAUUCCUUAGCAGUGAGGAUUAUCAAGUGGACCAUGAGAUCCGUUUGCCUGAACCUCCCAAGAAAGUGAACAUUUCUGAUUUUCGGAGCUUCAACAGGACACCGACUCCAUUUGGUGGGCCAUUACUGAAUGAUGUCUUCCCAGGGUUUGAGAUGGGUGAAGAUCCCACAGACACUAUGAACAGCCUGCAGCUCAUUUCCAACAGGCCCAGUUUUAACAGAACACCUCGAGGUUGGAUACAGGCUAUGCCAGAAUCAGAGGAUUUAUAACCUGAUGUAAUGCUGUUGCUUCUCCCUUCCCAAAAUGCACGCUCCCAGUUUACUAAUAUGUGAUUGUCAGUAAGGAGCCCCUUUAGUACAUAUAGUCUACUCACAUGACAAGUGGGAUUCAUAGUUUUUCCUUGCUGCUUGUACAUUUUGUGUACUGCACCUGACUCCCUGCUAGGGCUAUUGCUGCUCCUCAUGUGUCACCAUAGCAUACCACCCUUUCCUACUGGGAUGCAAUUUUAAAAAGCUCUUACAGUGAAAUAAGACCAGCCCUCAAACCACAAAUAGCCAAGAAGCCAGGUUGAGCCAAGCAAAAAGAACAGUAUGUCUAGAGAAGCGAUUUGAGUAGAGGAUUGUAGAUGCUUCUGGUUUUGUUCCAUUAUGGGGGACAUUUUGGGAAGUUUUUCUAGCCUCAGGGAGGCAACAAAUCCCCCCCGCCCCCGGUUUGCCCUGCUGCAGUUCACCAUCCCUGCCCAUGUUUUGAUAUUGAAUCACAAUGGUGCUAAAUGAACUGGUAAAAGUUCCAAAGGGGCCAAGCCAUUAUUUCUAAUAACUCUGGCAGAAAGCAACACACAAACAUUAUCUCACUUACUUUUGGUAACAAGAAAUGUUACUGGAUGCCCAUUCUAAAAAUACUGAGAUUUUCUUGAAAUCUUAGCUUUAGGUUUAAAAAUGACCGGUGGGCAAGGCAGCAAGAAUUUCAGGGGGAAUAAUGCCCAUGGAAGCAAGCUUUAAGACUGCAGGUUAGACUUCAUUUCCUCAAAUACUAGAAAUAAAGUGAAAUAAAUUGAUACUCUUAUUACUGGUUAACUUCUCUGCAGGCCUACAAUUGGCAAGAGUGGACCACUUGUCAGACCAGAUUGUCCAGAUGUGUCCUAUAUGAUAUGUAGAUAAUAUAUGGAGCAGAAGGACAAAGGCAGAGUGUCAGUCUUUCAGACCUUGAAAUGGAAUAAAUUGCAGGAUCAAUUCUAAGGCAGAGUAACCGUGUUAAGACUGAUGUGGCAAAAAAAGAGCCUUGGGCAUCUUAAAGCUUUAAGAUGCCACAAUACUUUAUUGACAAUGAGAGGAGGGCUCUCUUAAAUACCUAUGUCCAUUAACUUAUUGUAAUUUUGUGCUCCCAAUCCUACCCCCUGAUCAGCAGAAUUAGUUUGUGCAAUUUUAUAGAUAUUUAUUAAUUUAUUGAUAUUUAUGUGGUUGUUAAACUACAUCAUUUUACUUAUUUAGAUCUUUUAUGAUGAAGAAGCUGCACUAGUGAUAAAAUAAUGUAACUUUAAACACAAAAGGUAUCAACUCUUUAAAAUGAAAUUGAAAACCAGUUCUUACCAAAGGGGCACUUAAUAGCUACUUGAAGCACUUAAGAGUAGACUUUCCAUUCCACCUCACAUGCAAAUGAACAGUUAAAUAGGUAAGAAUGUCAAUCUAUGAUUUGUUACAAAAUCCUGGUGAGUGUACAACUAUUCACUUCCAAAUCUAUAAAAAUAUAAUUGGGAAAGGGGAAAUAAAAGGAAUUGUAUUUUAAAAA